Messenger RNA from Galleria mellonella (greater wax moth), 589 nucleotides. It is a transcript of the gene Npc2a, whose product is annotated as ecdysteroid-regulated 16 kDa protein. NCBI's taxonomy places the organism in Eukaryota, Metazoa, Arthropoda, Insecta, Lepidoptera, Pyralidae. Gene Ontology annotation, biological process: intracellular cholesterol transport. The transcript is spliced from 4 exons. Gene Ontology annotation, molecular function: sterol binding. The coding region runs from base 94 to 534 and encodes 146 amino acids. The record is from RefSeq and is a predicted model, not a curated record.
GCAACAUAGUCCAUCAAAUCGACCAGUCUGUUAACGCCGCGCGAGUCGUCUCUACGUAAACGUUAGCGCGCUAAGUUAUUAUUUUUUUUAAAUAUGUUGUUUAUAUUGACAGUUAUAGUGCUGCUGGCGAGUGCACAGGCCAAGUUCUACACUGAUUGUGGAUCUCCAUUGGCCAGCAUAGAGAGCGUCGAAGUCAGCGGAUGUAAAGAUGACGCCAAAGAAUGUAUACUGAGAAGAAACACUAAUGCCAGCAUUUCAAUCACGUUCACGCCAUCAAAAGAUAUAAAAUCUUUAGUGACGGAGGUGCACGGUGUCAUCAUGAACCUGCCGGUGCCAUUUCCACUGCCUCAGCCCAACGCCUGCCAGGACACCGGCCUCGUUUGUCCCUUGAAGGCCGGUACUAAAGCCAGCUACAAAGCAACGUUACCAGUCCUGAAAUCAUAUCCCAAAGUGAAAGUAGACGUGAAAUGGGAGCUUAAAACCGAAGACGACGAAGAUGUAGUGUGCAUCCUAAUAACAUCCAGAAUCAAUUAGAUAUAUGAAACAUUAUACAAAGAAUAUAAAUAAAGUGAUAUCUCUUUUAAAUGUG